AGUGUGAGUAGACGUUGCGGUUAGGCGUCAGGUGAAACUGGUUGUGUGAGGGGGAAAAGAGGGACACAUUAAACUCACUUCACCUGAACUUUCUGGGAAGUUUUUAUACUAUUUAUGAACUUUUUCACCAAAGGAAACUUUUAAUACCGGAAACCAACACAGUUACAAGAUGAAGAGCCUCAAGUAUCGGUUGAAAAAGCACGAAGUUACCAUCACAAACACAGACUGGAACAAGUAUGAUGAUCGGCUGAUGAAGGCCGUGGAACGGAGCGAGGUGGACAAGGUGGCUGCUGUUCUCAGCAAGAAGGGCAUCAUCCCCACCAAGCUCGACGUGGAAGGACGCUCAGCGUUUCAUCUGGCUGCAACACGAGGACAUCUAGAGUGUCUCAAUCUCAUCCUGGGACACAGUGUUGAUGUCACUGCGACUGACGCCACUGGUAAAAAUGCUCUUCAUCUGGCCUCAAGAAAUGGACAUUCACAGUGUGUGCAGAAACUCUUGCAGCACAACAGUCCAGUUGGAAAUGUGGACCUACAAGGAAGAACAGCUCUACAUGAUGCUGUCAUGGCCGGCUGCUCCUCCAGCGUGAAACUUCUCUCUGACAGCGGGGCGUCUGUGAAUGCCACUGAUUUCGAUGGCAGGACACCUCUGGUGCUGGCAACCCAAAUGUGUCAUCCUCGCAUCUGUCAGCUGCUGCUGGAGCGAGGGGCUGACAUCACCACCCGAGACAAACAAAAUAAGACGGCGAUGAUUCUGGGCUGCGAGUACGGCUGUAAGGAUGCAGUGGAGGUGUUGCUGAAGAGUGGCGCUGACGUCAAGGCAGUAGACAGCCUGGGUCACGAUGCAUUUCACUACGCUCGCCUCAGCAAGAACCUGGAGCUCGUUUCGAUGGUCAAAAGUUACCUGGACAAAGCCACCAGAGAUAAAGAGGCUGCAAAGAUAGAACAGUGGAAGCGACAGCAUUCAGUGGAGAGAUCAGAGGCAGCUGAGGUUAACAGAAGGGAUCAGAUCAUACACGACUUGGAGAGGCAGAACGAGAGCCUCCAGGAAAAUCUCAGGAAGUACCACCAGGAUCAGAGAGCCCUGUUGGAUAAGGUCAACAUGCUGCAGCAACAGCUCACACAGGAAAAGAUCACUGUGGAAGACACUCAAAAAGAGAAGGAGCAGUUGAAGGUGUUACUCAGCGCCAAAGACAGAGAGGAAGGAGCUCGAGGCCUGGAGACGGUUAAAGUUCAGCUCCGGAGUACUUUGGGGGAUUACUCUGGACAGUCUGUUAUCAAAGGUAAAGAAAACAUCUUGGUCAAACAAGCUCACAGUGUGGAUUCUGAUCAUAUGCACCAGAAUGCUGCCGUGUCGCGUUCGUUGUCCAGACCUCCAGAGAGGAGUCCGCCCGCGGUAGUCACUGAACUGGAUGCACACCGACGUGAACUUGAGGCAGUCAAGAGAAGACAACAGGCGGCUGAUGAAGAGACAGCACGGCUUCAAUCUGCCCUGAACCGUAAAAACCGAGAGUGCCAAGAGCUGGCUGUUAGCCGAGACACCAUCCAGAAACAGGCCGACCAGCAGGUUCAAGAACUGGAGGACGCCUUGGGCGACGUCCAGAAGAGGAUGCUGGACUCUGAGUGUAAGGUCAAGCAACUGCAGGCCCACGUAGUCGCUGUUAAGGAACACUUAGGAGGCCAGGCGACGGAAGAACAGCGCGCCCAGCUCCAGGACAUCAAGGCCAAGUACGAAGGCGCUUCAGCCGAAGUGUGUCGUGUUCGUAACCGCCUCAAGCAGAGCGAGAAGGCCUUGGAGGAGUACAAGAGCUGCGAGAACCAGCUGGCGACAGAGGCAGAAAAGUUGAACCAAGAGGUGGGAGCGCUGACCGCAGAGAGAGACGAACUAGCAGAGACCCUUUUAGAAAUGGAAACCCAGCUGAAGGAGACCCAGACGAAACAUGGCAACACAGUACCAGCGGAGAAGUUUGACAACAUGAAAAACCUGCUGUCCAACGCGGUUGACGAGAAGGAGCGGCAGAUCGCUGAGCUGAGGGAGGACUACGAUCGUGUGCUGGAGGAUGUGGCGGAGCUCCAUCGAAAGCUGGACAGUCCGUCAUCCCAGUCAGGAUCGGGGGCUGCUGAGGAGCAGCAGAGGAUACGGGAAGAUCUCGAAGAGCACAACGCUUCGUUGAAAAGGAAACUGGUGGAUGUGACUACCAGAAGCCAGGCUCUAAUUCAGGAGGUCGAGGAGAGCGAGGAGGAGAGAGAUAUACUACGGGAGCAGCUGGAGGAGCUCAACAGCAGGAUCGAGAACGACUUCAUACCAAUGACGGCGCACGAUGAAGCCCGGAGGAACAUGGUGACGGCUUUGGAGGAGCUGGAGGACAAACUGGUGGAAGCCAGCGAACGCUAUGGAAAAGCAGAGGCACAAGUCCAGCAGCUUCAAACAGAGAGGCCCGCGCUACAGGAGAACAUCAGCAGCCUCCAAAGCGCCAGCGAGAGACACCGGAGUGAAAUGGAUGCUCUGAGAUCGCAGAACGCCGACCUGACGAAGAAACUUGAGUUUCUGCAGAGGAGAUGUAACGACCGGGAUAAAGAGUGUGUGCAGCUGACCACACAGAGCCAGACUCUGAAGCAGAGCCUGGAGGGAGAGUACAUUCCCAGGCAGCAGCACGAGCAAGUGAAGAUGGAGUUAAGCUCCACGUUAGAGAACGUUAAAGCUGAGAGGUUGAAGCUGGAGACCAAGGGGAAAGAAAGUGGGGAAGAAUUGAAGAACGUGAAAGAAAGUAAUGACAAGUUGAAAGAAAAGAUGGAAAAAGUCCUGUUGGAGAUGAAAACGGACUAUAUGAGCGUAAAAGAGCACAAAGCUGUCGCAGACAAGUUGAACGCCGCUGUGGUCGAGGCGGAGAAUAGAGCAAACGAAGCGUCGGGGAUGUAUGCGUCGGCUCAGGAGGAAGCCAUCAAGCUUACCGAAGAACUGGAGGCGCAGAACAGAGAACUUGACACCAUACGAGAAGCUAUUCAGUCCAAGUUUAUCCCGCUGACAGCAGCUGAGGAGAAAGAGCACUCUCACAGCGCCCAGGUGAAGGAGUUGACAGUCAAGCUGCUGGAAAUGGAAGAGAAGUAUAACAGAGAAAGGUCUGCCGGAGAGAGCAACAAACAGGAGAAACAGAAACUAAAAGUUGAGAUUGAAUCGGUUCAACAGAGACUUGACUCUGCUGUAGUUACCAGUGAGAAGCACAAGAAUGUGGAGGAAGAGUUCAAAGGUAAAUUUGAGGAGUUAACUCAGAAGUUGGUGAAGUUAGAGCAGCAGCACAAGGAGGUCACGCUUCAGAAAGCGGAUCUACAAGACCAGAACGCCCUCAGCAGCGCUCAGAUCCAGAAUCUGCAGGAUCGUCUGAAAUCAGAGUUGACUCGGAUAGCAACGUACGACACGGAGCUUAAAGCCCUCAAUGACGCCAUGCAGCAAGCCCAGGUCGACUGCAAGAAAGCGAAAGAGGCUAAGCAGCAGGAGGCCCAGAGGGUUUGUGCCUUGCAGAAAGAGGUUCAGGAACGCCGCGGGGAUCAGGCAUCUCUGCUGCAACAGCAGACCAAAGCCCAGGACGCCCUGGAGGCCGAGGUCGCUAAACUCCGAUUGGCUCUCCGCGAAGAGGAGGAGAACGGCGCCCAGAGGGCCGAAGACGUAUCCGCACUGCAAUCUGAGCUCCUCCAGGCCACGCACGCUCUCGAGGAAAUCCGCUACAAGGAAGACCAAAUGAACGAGCUGAAGAAGGAGAAGCAGCAUUUGGAGGAGGAGGAAGCCAACCUGAGCAACAAGCUGCUGAGCUUAGCAGAGGAGAGGGAGGAGGCCCGUCGGGAGAAGACGCAAGCGAGGGAGGGCGAGAGCAGGGCGCGGAUGGAGAUGGAGGCCGUCCAGGAGAAGGGGCGCACCAUCGAGAGAGAAGUUAGGGAGCUGAAGGAGAGAUACGAUGAGUCGCUCAGCACCAUCGGUGAUCUUCAGAGGAAGAUUCAGACAUCAGCUCAGCAGACUGAAACCAAAGACAAGAAGAUCACGGAGUUGCUGACAGAUGUUGAGCGAUUGAAGCAGGCUCUGAAUGGUCUGUCCCAGCUGGCAUACACGAGCAAUGCGCCCAAUAAGAGACAGACGCAGCACAUCGACACACUCCAUGCCCAGAUCAAGAACCUACAGCAACAGCUGGCUGAUGCUGAGAGGCAACACAGGGAGGUGGUUUCCAUUUAUCGAACUCAUCUUCUCAGUGCAGCACAGGGCCACAUGGAUGAGGACGUCCAGGCCGCCUUACUACAGAUCAUCCGCAUGAGACAGGAGUUUGUGUGUUAAAGGUUCCUCCAACGAAACAAAAUGCUACCUGAUGACUCAAAUUCACCAUUCUCACAUCUCCCACUGCUGAGUUCCCCUGCUGUGGCCCCUGUGGGUGCCCGGUGUGUUUGUGUGUUUGUGUGUGUGUGUGUGUGUGUGUGCGUGUGCGUGUUUGUUUGUUUGUCAUUCGGCAAAAUUUUAACAACAAGCUAUUUUUUUGUAGUAUGGCUGAACUUUGGUUCCCAAAUAUCAAUGUUGUGGGUGAAAGUGAAUAACUGUAGAUUUUAGAUACAAAUGUGUUAUUUCAACUUCAGUAGAAACUCAGCGAAUGAAAACUCUUAAAAAGGCUGUUGUAUCCAUUUCUGUAUCAAACUGACCUGUGAAAUAGAGUGGUGCAGGGAUGACGUAUCUUUGUAGGCCAACCUUGAAGUUACUGUAGCAUCGCACUGGGUUCCCUCGACGGAAAGCCAAUGGGAUUUUUCUAUUGGGUUUUGGAUCAUUGCAGAAAAUAAUCUCUGUGGCAAACAAACGUUUAUGAUACUGACACGUUUUGUUCAGCAAGAUAAUCUCCACAUAUGAACCCCACUUUUAUUAUUUUUGCAGUGUGAAUACAGUCGGUAGAAGUAGAACGCUAACGUUAGGCUAUGAACGAACUACACCACGGUUGCAUGAACGCGAGUAUACACAACGAGGCCGUAAAGGCGGCGUGAUGACGUUUAGUAGUCUCAUUCAGCCACUUGUUAGCAACCGCCUUUUCAAACACACAUAAAAGCUUCAAAAUUGGGGUAUUUAUUGAUGUAUUUUAUGACUUACAACAAAACAUUAAAGUCUCUUCAGCUUGUGUUAACCACAGACCUUAUUUCAGACAUCAAACUAAAAACCAAUUCAAAUACCCAUUGACUUCUAGAUGAGGGAACAGGAAGUGCUAAGAUGCUAACUCAUUUCUGGGUUUUAGGACUCAUUCCUGCAGCACUCUAUAGGGGUGUCACGAUUCUCCAAAUCCAACAUUCAAUUUUUGAUUUAAACUUCUUUUCUUUCAGCACUGACAGCUAUGCCAUUGUUAAACUAUCAAGUACUGAUUUAUAAAGAUCAACAGAUCAUUGGUUUUAUGCACUGAUAUUUACCUUUUCAAAUUCUUCUUUAAAAGAUAGGCUACAUGGUAUCAAGCGUAAUAUACAGUAACCACCGUGUUUUUUUUGGAAUGCACCACACGAAGACCACAUGGUCAAAUUUAAAUAAUUUAUCUGAAAUGUCAUAGCAAUGAAUUAUUUCACCAGUCUUUUGGGAACAAACUGAUAAAACACAAAAAGAAGAGCCACUAGAUGUCAGAAGGGAACUCUAAAACAGGUCGAGUCUCCUCACUUGCUAAAAGCCACCUAUUCCUGCCGAACAUAUCCUGCCGUAUUUGUCGUGUUACCUGAGACGACGUAGUUUUUCUGUCAACGAUGCGUUCGUUAUCUACAUAAAUCACGGGUAAGACAAAAUGUCGCCACACCGGUGACUUCAGGGAACCAGGAUUUUCCAGUUCUGUCGUUUCUCCGUCAUCUCCGACUUCGGCAGAGGCCUCGGCGUCUCAAAGUGCAGCUGUGUCGUCUUUGAAGUGUUUUUGAAAAAGAAAGAAAUACUGUGAGAAUCGCCGAUCCUGCUUUUGAUUUCAAAAGCUCACAAGUGGAGAUCAUGACACCCCUACUGUGAAAUCCUUUUGCCUUAAUGAACUACAUAUAUGCAGGAACAUUUUUCACUUUAUCUUACAGUACGGUAUGUGAAGAUGUGACUUAAUGUAUACAUUUCUGUCAAAUCUAUUACACAUGAUUCAAAUCUGUGCAUUGUUAUGCAGCUUUAACUCAGUAUAUUCAGUGCUAUAGUGAGCUAUUUGACCUGUAGAUCCCUUCUUUCAUAGCUUACUCACUCUUGAAACGCUCAGCUGAAAUGUAAAAUGGACAUAAACUCAAAGACCACUUUUCACAUUCCCACCUGAUAGUCAGCUCUCAUGCAGUAUGUGUUUAAUGUUUAACAGAAUAGAAUUUGAGGGAUCACGUUUUUUCAAGUGGAUCUUAAAGGCACAAUGAGUAGGAUUUGAGACGCUGCCCUCUGCCUUCUCUUUUCUUUUCUUUUCAUUUUGCUGUGCUCAGGAUGUGUCUGGUCAUCAACCACUAUUAAAAACGUAUCGACCAGGUGCCGGAUUGUAAGCAGACAGCCAAGAGGGAGCUAAGAAAAUGGUGGACACAACGCCAAAAAAAAGCGAGGCGAAACGCCGAGCAGACAAAGCUUGUUUGAAAACAAGACCGGAUCUGGGGUUGGCUUUCACUUGCUGGUGAGCACCCUAAGGCUGCAUUCACACCAGAUCAGGCGUUGCGGCGAUUUGCCGCGGGGUUGUGUGGUGAUGUGGGAAAGUCACUUUAAUGGACCAUUAACCGCAAUGAUUAACGUAUAUUGUUCAUGGCUGGGUUGUAGAGCUCUGGAUCGCCGGUUACCUCAGCGUUACGUCGGGGUGCGUUCCUCAAAAAGUUGAUUUUGCUUCAACUACUUUCUACUUUUUUUCCGGCACCCCCUGCGGCCACUGCAGCCCAAAUGCGCUACCCCCCAUUCAAAAUGAAUAGGAGGACUUGCGUUUUUCGCCACACUGCGAGAUCUGGUGUGAAUGCAGCCUAACCAUCCAACUUUGAAUUUUGUGUUUACAAACAGCAACCGACAACCUCUACUCAUUGUGCCUUUAAAGGAUCAGUUCACAAUGUUACAAGUCUGAACUCUAAAAUAGGUUUUGCUUGCUGUUCAUAUUGGACACUAAAAGAUCCUUUUAAAAAAUUGUGAACCUAUCCUUUAAUUCAAUACUCACAUGCACAUAUGUAUAUUGAAGGAGUUCUUGUUUGCUGUAAUGUGAGAUCUCUUCCUAACAUGAUUAUAAUGUAAGACAUGGUGGCUCUGUGCAAAAACACUUUUAAAAGUUUAACCAUCUGAGGCUUCAGCAGUAUGAAUUAGUCAUAGCAAGCUGGUUACCGUCUUUUUAGUAUGAAAUUCCCUCUUUGUGUUUCCUUGCUGAGCCACAGGGACAGUGUUUUUCACUAAAAUCUCUGUAAUUUUGGAAGUGAUUCACUAACUCAGUCUCACAGAAAGAGGACUGUGUGGUCCUCCAUAUCUUACAUUGGAACAUCAUUAUUAGGGGAUCCCUUUAUGUCCGGUAUACACAGAAAGAAUGAUUAGAGCAUCCCAUAACUCUCUUAAUGCACAUGUGGGCAAUGUUGUUUUAAGACAGGCUUGAAAGAAUGUGAACUUAUCCUUCAACUU
Molecule: messenger RNA, 7582 nt
Organism: Sebastes umbrosus (honeycomb rockfish)
Lineage: Eukaryota; Metazoa; Chordata; Actinopteri; Perciformes; Sebastidae
Gene: uacab
Product: uveal autoantigen with coiled-coil domains and ankyrin repeats b
Exons: 19
Coding region: 170-4318 (1382 amino acids)
Molecular function (GO): actin binding
Source: RefSeq, a predicted model, not a curated record